Molecule: messenger RNA, 543 nt
Organism: Aureococcus anophagefferens
Lineage: Eukaryota; Pelagophyceae; Pelagomonadales; Pelagomonadaceae
Exons: 1
Biological process (GO): protein folding; protein peptidyl-prolyl isomerization
Molecular function (GO): peptidyl-prolyl cis-trans isomerase activity
Source: RefSeq, a predicted model, not a curated record
AUGGCGAACCCGGUGGCCAAGUUCAAGACGUCCAAGGGCGAGUUCGACGUCGAGCUCUACAUGGACCAGCUGCCCAUCACGUGCUCGAACUUCGUGGACCUCAGCAAGAGCGGCUUCUACGACGGCCUCACGUUCCACCGCGUCAUCAAGGGCUUCAUGUGCCAGUUCGGCUGCCCGAACUCGAUCGACCCGGCGUCCCCGCGCGCGGGCACGGGCGGGCCCGCGGGCAACACGGCCUUCGCCCUCCCGGACGGCUCGUCCGUGACGCGCGACGCCGGCGGCAACAUCCCCGACGAGCUCGUCGCCGAGAUCAGCAACGAGCCGGGCACGAUCUCGAUGGCCAACACGGGACAGCCCAACUCGGGAGGCAGCCAGUUCUUCCUCAACACGGUCCACAACUCCUUCCUCGACUACUUCGACGCCAAGACGCCGUCGGCCCACCCCGUCUUCGGCAAGGUCGUCGCCGGCAUGGACGUCGUCAGCGCCAUCGAGGGCGUCAAGACCGGCCCGGGCGACCGGCCCGUGGAGCCCGUCACCGUCGAG